Molecule: messenger RNA, 270 nt
Organism: Racocetra fulgida
Lineage: Eukaryota; Fungi; Glomeromycota; Glomeromycetes; Diversisporales; Gigasporaceae
Source: the annotation of a GenBank genome assembly
UGUUUUCUUCACCUAAUAUUACUGCAAUAAUUGACACAGGCUCUUCUGUUAUGUUUGUACCUCCAAAUGACACAGCGGCAAUUCAUGAGCAAAUUCCAGGAGCCGUAUUAAAUAAUUUAAUUUUCUUACCAAGAACUGGUACUGAUUGCAUAUCGGCUAUUGUACCUCAGGAAUUUUCUUCUACUCGUGAUGUCUGGAUUGUCGGUCAAACAUUCCUUAAGAAUGUAUAUUCUGUAUAUGAUGUGGAAAACAGACGAGUUGGAUUUGCAC